Molecule: messenger RNA, 633 nt
Organism: Cinara cedri
Lineage: Eukaryota; Metazoa; Arthropoda; Insecta; Hemiptera; Aphididae
Source: the annotation of a GenBank genome assembly
AUGCCUUAUAUAAUGCAACUCAAUUUUUAUAUGAUUCUUUGGAUAAUGGACUUAAAACGAUUGCUGNUUAUUAAGCCUUUAUUUAAGGGUGGGGACAGGAAAAACAUUAGUAAUUAUAGACCUAUAUCAAUGUUAUCCAACUUUUUCAAAAUAUUUGAGAAAAUAAUUAAAACAAGGCUGAUUUCUUACCUUGAGAAAAACAACCUACUAUCUAAAAACCAAUACGGAUUCCGACCAGGUAUAAGCACUGAGAAUGCCUUAUAUAAUGCAACUCAAUUUUUAUACGAUUCUUUAGAUAAUGGACUUAAAACGAUUGCUGUUUUUAUAGAUUUAGCAAAGGCUUUUGAUACUAUUCAACAUGAUAUCCUAUUACGGCUAUUACCGAAUUUUGGAAUAAUUAACAAAAGUCUGCGCUGGUUUAAGAAUUAUCUCUCAAAUAGACAACAAAUGGUGAAAUUAAAUGAUGUUAUAAGCAAUGGAAGUUUUAUUGAAUACGGUAUCCCGCAAGGUAGUGUUCUAGGUCCCAUUUUGUUCAUACUAUACAUUAAUGCAGUCUGUGAUUUAAAUAUUAAUGGCAAAAUAGUGACUUAUGCAGAUGAUACCUGUCUGUCAUUUUCGGAUAUAUCUUGGUAG